AUGCCCUCGAUCAUCCUCCUCACUUCUUUCUUAUACUGUACUCCUCGCAGCGUUGGAAUGCCUGAAUCGGAGGCAAUCCCUGACCCAAAUAAUCCGACACCUGCUCCUUCAUCCACCAUACCCGUGCUAAUUCCCCCCUCGACUUCGCUCACCGCCGAACAACACGCUUUCUACCAGGAUAUUCUCGACCACUUAGGCCUCACCGUUCCGUCUGCGGCGUCCUCCGGUAUUCCUUCCGUCCUCGGGAAGCGCAAAAUUGGACCUCCCCGAAACGCGCAAGCCCAUUUCUUUUUAAUCGACGCUGCGAAGUUCGUUCCUCGCGGCGCAGACGCCUUUUGGAAUAUGAAGCGCAUACUCACUUAUGGCUGUCUCAAGUCCUUUCCAACCGCUGGGGCUGCCCGCAUCGACGACCUUCCUCCCAGUGAACGUGCAGGUCAUCACGCGGAUAUUUUCGCGAAGAUUAUGUCGACAUGCCGCAUCGAUCUCUUACCUGUUUUGCAGCACAUCUACCACGACUCGAAUGCUCGUCCCGCCGUCUGGCAAGCACUAUGUGAUCGAAUGGCCAAAGCCGCUAGUGAGGCACGAACUCAGGAUACGAACACAUUCAAGAAUAGCUUGCGCAUUUUACUCCCCAUUCCCGGCUCGGAUUGCCUAUUUCCACCCAUCGAACAAGGCAUUGCCAAAUCCAAACGGGGUCUUGCUCAUCCUCAACUCCGCAUGCUCAUCAUGCCCUGGAAAGACCGAGUUUUAUUUCCGCCUUUAAUCUAUGGACCACCCGCCAAUCCAACACCCACUCUAUCCCCAGAAGCUCAGACUAUCUAUGACAAGAUUGUCGCAAGUCAAUAUACCCCGUCUUGCAAAUACUUCCCUUCGUUUUGCUACCCGGAUGGCCAGUGGAACCCAGACGCCUACCUCGAAAAUCUCUUCACCGGCGUUGCAAUUUGGCGAGGCAUCAGGCUUUUAUUCGUCUCGCGUUCAGGCGCAAUUAACGCCGCAGACGACGAGCUCUCUUACGGCUGUUUAGCUGCUAUUCAUAACAUUCGUCGUGUCACCGCUCAUAUGGUUGCAUAUGUGGUUGUGCAGGUAAUGUUCGGCUAUCCAUCAGCAGUGCUCCUCAGUGGACAAACCAGGAGUCCAAAAAAAUACAAGUUUACCGUUCUCUAUCAGAAAGUCUUGGAUGCGUUUGCUGACGAUUCCGACCCCGAUCGCCCAGAAUGGGGCAAAGAGACACUUGAUUGGUUGACCGAGCGAGUUUUUGGCGAAGGCGAUGAUAACCUGUCAGAUGGGUCGGAUUGCGAUGGAGCUGCCAGCGAAGAUGAAGCAGUGGCUCAACGUCGCCGUCGUGCUAGCCAACGUGUGCUUGCGGAUGCGACCAACUCUGGUGGCACUUGA
Messenger RNA from Mycena indigotica, 1392 nucleotides. RefSeq lists its product as uncharacterized. The transcript has 10 exons. Lineage: Eukaryota; Fungi; Basidiomycota; Agaricomycetes; Agaricales; Mycenaceae. Bases 1 to 1392 code for a protein of 463 amino acids. The record is from RefSeq and is a predicted model, not a curated record.